Penicillium bovifimosum is the source of this 1329-nucleotide messenger RNA. RefSeq names its product PPIL4 family peptidylprolyl isomerase. Gene Ontology annotation, cellular component: nucleus. Bases 1 to 1329 code for a protein of 442 amino acids. The record is from RefSeq and is a predicted model, not a curated record. Gene Ontology annotation, molecular function: peptidyl-prolyl cis-trans isomerase activity; RNA binding. The transcript is spliced from 4 exons. Gene Ontology annotation, biological process: protein peptidyl-prolyl isomerization. NCBI's taxonomy places the organism in Eukaryota, Fungi, Ascomycota, Eurotiomycetes, Eurotiales, Aspergillaceae.
AUGAGCGUGCUUUUAGAGACCUCCCUGGGCGACAUUGUAAUUGACCUGCUGGUCGAUGAUGCACCCAAAGCGUGUGACAACUUCCUGAAGCUAUGCAAGCUCAAGUACUACAAUUUCUCGCCCGUCCACAGCGUCCAAAAGAACUUCACCUUCCAGACCGGCGACCCGCUCGGUCCUGACGCGCCCGAGAGUGAUGGAGGUUCUUCAGUGUGGGGUCUGCUGGAUGGACCGUCGAAGAGAACAUUUCCUAUUGAGAUAUCGCGCAAACUGAAACACUUGGAGCGCGGCACUGUGAGCAUGGCAACCGUACCCAACAAGAACGACCCCGACCAACGACUAGCCGCCAGUCAAUUUAUUAUUACACUAGGAGACAACUUGGAUUAUUUGGAUGGGAAAGCUGCAGUAUUUGGCAAGGUUGUCGAGGGCUUCGACGUCCUGGAGAAAAUCAAUGAGGCCUUCAUUGACGAUAAAGGUCGACCACUGAAGGAUAUCCGGAUUCGUCACACUACUGUGCUUGACGACCCUUUCGAUGACCCCCCAAAUCUGGUUGAACCGCCGGAGAGCCCGGUGCCCUCCAAAGCGCAAUUGGCCACGGUCAGAAUCGCGGACGAUGAGGAGCUGGAUGAUGAUAUGGACGAAGAGGCUAUGGACAAGCUACGUCGCGAGCGCGAGGCCCGCGCCCAGGCAUUGACUUUGGAGAUGGUGGGCGAUCUGCCCUUUGCCGACGUCAAACCACCAGAGAAUAUUCUUUUUGUUUGCAAGCUCAACCCCGUCACACAAGAUGAGGAUUUGAAUCUUAUUUUCAGCCGCUUUGGAAAGAUCUUGUCUUGCGAGGUCAUUCGGGACAAGCGCACUGGCGAUAGUCUACAAUACGCCUUUAUCGAAUUCGAGGAACAGAAGGAUUGCGAACAGGCCUACUUCAAGAUGCAGGGUGUUCUGAUUGAUGACCACCGUAUACACGUGGAUUUCUCACAAAGUAGAGGUGGAUUCGGUGGUGUAGCAGAUCUUGAGGCCAAACGCCAGUACCGAGAACUGGACGACGAGCCUUCUUACGAUGAGGGCGAUCCACGCUAUCGGAUGAUGUUUGACAAGCGAAACAAGACCGAGAACGCUCCACCUGUGCGCUCACCACCCCGCGAGGCUCCACGAGAGGCGCGCUCAGAUCGCAAUCGCGAUCGUCGGGCCCGAGGCAGUCGAAGUCCCCGUGGUCGAGAUGGACAGGACCGGUACCGUCGUCGGUCUUAUAGUCGUAGUCCACGGAGAGACCGUGAACGAGACCGAGGCCGCUAUAACCGUGAUGGUCGUGAUCGGCGUGACCGACGACACUAG